This is a messenger RNA of Pieris napi, 2857 nucleotides long. It is a transcript of the gene Btl, whose product is annotated as fibroblast growth factor receptor homolog 1-like. Gene Ontology annotation, cellular component: membrane; signaling receptor complex. The record is from RefSeq and is a predicted model, not a curated record. Gene Ontology annotation, biological process: protein phosphorylation; fibroblast growth factor receptor signaling pathway; positive regulation of kinase activity. Lineage: Eukaryota; Metazoa; Arthropoda; Insecta; Lepidoptera; Pieridae. The coding region runs from base 241 to 2781 and encodes 846 amino acids. The transcript is spliced from 15 exons. Gene Ontology annotation, molecular function: fibroblast growth factor receptor activity; ATP binding.
UCUUCAGUCCUUUAUUGAGCUUCACCGUGUGCGGUUGUGCAGCUGGAGCGCCGCGAUUCCUGAAAAAAAUUACGAUUUGGUUUUCAAUCGUGCUGAGUGACUUCUAGUGAAUUUUCUGUGAUCGUGAUAUUUAUUGACAAUAGUGACUGGAACGGAGCGUAGUGCCGAGCGGAAUUCCAGAUAUUUCUAUAGUUGAGGCUAAUGGAUCCCAACAAGACGAGUUGAGCUUCUAAGUGAAACAUGAAGCGCACCGCCAUUGCGUUUUGGCGCGAACUGCCAAUCGCUGUCACAUUUGCCUUUGUGACAUUGGUAUGCGCCGUUUCAGCCAGGGAUAUUGUAUUAGACGAUGACUAUACAGUAGUCGAAGCAACUACAAAUGAGAGACUUCGACUAAUUUGCGGGCUAAAGCCAAGAAAUCAGAUGCCAGCAGUUCGGUGGUUCUUUGACGGUAAACCAAUUGAAAAUCAGGGAAAAAACCGGCUUAUGCAGCAAAGACAAUGGUUAAGGAUAAAAGGGUUUCGUGCUAAAGAUGCCGGAGUAUACGCUUGUCAAAAUGAAGAAGACGAAAGUAAAGAAAUUAGUGUUACAAUUAAACAUAAACCCGAAAUCGAUGCUGAUAUUGAAGAAUAUCAAUCAGACGAUGUACAGCGACCCAUGCCAGAAAUACUAUCUCAACACUCAGCGCAGUUAGUCGAAAACAACACUAUAGACGAAACACACAAAGAAUACGACGCCAAAGACGACGAUCCUGAUGAAAGAAAUGAAAAGGAGCAUCUGAAUUAUGGUCAUGUUGAUAAUACGAAGUCUAAAUACGAGCCGAGGUUCAAACAUCCACUGAAAAUGUAUAAUAUGGAAAUGAAGCCAGCAGGCAGUUCUAUUCGGUUCAAAUGCGCUGCUGAAGGUAAUCCUAUGCCCAACAUAACGUGGUAUAAAAAUAAUGUUACACCAAUAUCGAGGAGUUACUUCAAACCAUCUUAUGGUAAAUGGUUGAUGUCGUUGGACGAAUUAACCAAAGCUGAUAAUGGAAAUUACACUUGCAAAGUGUGCAAUGAAUUGGGAUGUAUUCAACAUGUUUAUACACUUCAAAUCCAAGAGCAUCUAUACGCAAAACCUGUGUUGACGCAAGCAGCAGUUAAUCAAACGAAACUUGUUGGACAAACAGCGAAAUUCAGUUGCGAAUUUCUCUCAGACCUACAUCCAUCUGUUUACUGGAUGUAUUUUAACACACACGAAUAUAUUUAUAAUGUCUCAUCGUCGGAUGCUGGCAGUAAAGAGCCGGUCGUGUACAGAGACGUUUCUAGAGUUGUUAUGACUGAAAAUCCAGAAGACUUGCCCGAACAGUUGACAAUAUACAACGUUACGAAAGAAGACGAGGGGUGGUACGUCUGUGUAGCUCUCAACUCUUUGGGAAACACGACUGCGAAGGGCUACUUAACAGUUCUUGAUUCGUUUCCUGUACCGGAAGCACUGGAUCACGGGAAACAUACAUUACUAAUAAACAUCUUGACUGCCGUGCUCGGUGCUAUGUUCUUUGUGGCUGCUAUUAUCGUGGUGAUGAUAUUCAAAAAGUUAAAACAGGAGAAGUUAAAAAAACAACUGGCUAUAGAAACAGCACGCGCAGUGAUAGUCACGCAUUGGACGAAGAAAGUAACCGUAGAGAAACCACUGCUGAAUGGAACACAGAAUGUUACUGAAGAGGGUUUGCUGAUGCCAGUAGUGAAGAUCGAGAAACAAAAGCUUUCUCAAGUGCAGAAAAACACUGAGGCAAUGAUGAUGUCAGAAUACGAGUUACCCGUGGACAUAGAUUGGGAAGUGCCAAGGGAGUCAUUGUCUUUGGGCAAGGUUUUGGGAGAGGGAGAGUUUGGGAAGGUCGUGAAGGCAGAUUGUUUGGGCAUACUGAAGCCCGGUGUUCAGUCUGUGGUCGCUGUCAAAAUGCUUAAAGAGGGUCACACAGACGCUGAGAUGAUGGCGCUAGUGUCUGAAAUGGAGAUGAUGAAGAUGAUAGGAAAGCAUGUGAACAUCAUCAACUUGUUAGGAUGCUGUACUCAAGAUGGACCUUUAUACGUCAUAGUGGAAUACGCUCCGAAUGGAAAUCUGAGAGAGUUUUUGAGGAACCACCGACCGGGAAACAGAUAUGAAUCACCAACCGAAGACCUGAAAGAUAAGAAAACGCUUACGCAGAAAGACUUGGUCUCUUUCUCUUAUCAAGUUGCAAGAGGAAUGGAGUAUUUAGCUUCUAGACGGUGUAUCCACCGAGACCUCGCAGCCCGUAAUGUGCUCGUGUCAGACGACUGUGUGCUAAAGAUAGCGGACUUUGGCUUAGCUAAGGACGUGCACAGCAACGACUAUUACCGGAAGAAGACUGAGGGCAGAUUGCCCGUGCGAUGGAUGGCGCCCGAGUCCUUGUACCACAAGGUGUUUACUACGCAGACUGAUGUCUGGUCCUUCGGUGUCCUCCUAUGGGAGAUAAUGACCCUAGGGGGUACCCCAUACCCCACAGUGGCGGGGCAAUACAUGUACCAGCAUCUCAGCGCGGGACAUCGCAUGGAAAAGCCACCAUGCUGUAGUCUGGAAAUUUACAUGUUGAUGCGGGAAUGCUGGUCAUUCUCUCCAGGCGAUAGACCGUCUUUCACUGAACUGGUGGAAGACUUGGAUAAGAUCCUGACGGUGACAGCCAACCAGGAGUAUUUAGACCUGGGACUUCCGCAACUUGACACUCCACCUUCCAGUUAUGACGGCUCCGGAGACGAAAGUGACAGUGAAUUUCCAUUUAUUAAAUAACAUUAAAUGUAUGUGAAAUAUUCUUAUUGCGAAUUCGAUAAAAAUGUUUAAUAUAUAUACUUAAAUUAUAUAUAUA